AUGGCCGGCAAUGCCUCCCCCAACCCACAAUUCCUCGCGCCUCCGGCUGUAACAGCGCUGCGGCAGGAGGCUCGGAACAUCCACCCGAAGAUGGUUCGAACCUUGAGCGACGAUAUGCGAGAGGAACGGGAGGAUUUGAAGGAAGCGGCCGAACAGACAUUGAAUAUUAUUGUCGACAUGGACCUCGAGGGUCGGAUUAAAUGGGUCAGCCCAUCAUGGAAGCAGGUGGUCGGCUCGCCCCCACGAUCGGUCGAGGGCCACAUGAUCUCCGAGAUUCUUCUCGGAAACCGCGAUGUGUUCCGGGAUGCAAUCGGGUCUAUGCGGCAGGACGACUCACGAAGUCGUUUCAUUCGGUUCGCUGUGCAGAUGGGACCGGAUUCAGUGUUACGGUACUCGCCCGAACCUUCGCCUGAGGCUAUGAAGGGCCAACUCGACGAAAGGGAUGGGAGUGACAUACCCCGAGAAGAAAGCAACAAUGUGCUCAACAUGGAGGGACAGGGAAUCAUGGUCUAUGAUCGGACUGAUGAUGAAGCCGGCCACACUAUGUGGAUGUUGCGGCCACUGACGGAGCCGAGAGAAGUCACCAUCGACCUCCCGCCUCUGCUGGUGGAAUCCUUGGGUGUGGGAGCGGAGGUACUGGCAAACUACUUGACUGAACUAGCUGAGGCUGCCGCCACGGAGCCUGAUCCUUCCAAGCAUCCCGCACCGACACCCGUGCUCUGUCGCAUCUGUGAACGCCAAAUUACCCCAUGGUGGUUCGAGAAGCAUUCCGACCUGUGCCUCCAGGAACAUCGCGCCGAGAUGGAUGUCCAACUCGCCCAGGAAAACCUCAAUGAGCAUCGCCAUGCCAUCGUCAAGGUACUGGACGCACUCGAAGCUCGACAAGGCAGGCCCCUCGUCGGGACUGACGGUAAUCCGGCACUUCCUGCUCAGGCGGAGUACAAAGGACUCGCCAUCGGCCCCUCUCCGGCCGGCUCUGCCCCAUCUUCCGGGCCGGUCUCCAGCAGCAACUCUGCACCAGGCACGCCGCCUCGGUCGCGAGAGCAUUCCGCGUCUGGUGCCAUCCCAACUCGACCUCGCUCAUUUACUGUUCGCAGGCCAUUGGCAAGAAUCGUGGAACUUGUUCUCGACUUAUGCGACACCUCUCUGGAGAUAAGUAUGCCUGUGAUCAAGGAGACAUCUCGCACAGACGCAGAAGACUUUCGAACAUUGUCACCGCAAUCGGAGUCCCGCAUCUCCCAAGUCCUUCAAUGGCAGUCUCCCAGCGCCAACACCUUGGAGCAAGAACAGGGUUUAGCUGCAUUGUCAGCCGACACCGAGCAAGUUGCGAAGGCGAAGGUUGAUGCCGUGGUGCGUCACCGUAAGAUUGUUGAGUAUGCUGAACGAAUUCGAAUCGAGUAUACAGUACUGGUUGAAGAGUGCAUCGGGGCUGCGCUUAGCAAAGCGGAGCGCAUAGCUGCAGGCCAGCUUAGUGAUUCCUCCUGUUCAUCCGACGAGGAUUUAGCACCAGAGACCGUUCUCGAUGGCCAGACUGCCCCAUGUGACACAGGCAGCAAUACUGCAGAGGAAGAAUCUUCCUCGCCGGGAUUAAUCGAUGAAUUGCAAUCAAAGCCACAGCCAGCGGCACCCUCUCCACGAAGACUGACAUCUACACUGACCAUGUCAAUGCGAAACUCACCCGAUCGAUCAUUGCUGUCGCAAUCAGAACGUAGGCCCUCUUCGGCGGCGAUCUCAACCGGCUCCAACAGUCCCAUGGAAUGCCCCACCCCGCGAUCCCACAAAAGCGCUGCAGGGCUUCUGGGCACAUCUCAGCCCUCUCGACUGGCUCUAUCGCUGGCUGAGAUUGACGCUGGUGAGAGCAGUGACAGCAGCCUGCCAUCCUCAGCUUUCCCCGGUGGCAUGAGAACGGAUUCACCAUCAUCCGAAAGAAGCUUCGAUCGAAAGCGUCGGAGCUUGGUGCUCCCAGGGCUGUCAAGCUCUCCCCGCCGGCAGCAUUCUCCUGCCCGGGUUUCCGGUCCGCAUUCCCCACUACGCAUGCCGAAGCCUCGAUUAUCAAGCGGCGGUGAUAGCUUACCUUCCCCAAUAGUUUCUCCGUCUACCUACGCGAGUGAGUUGGCGCACCAUUGCAAGCACCACCGGCGGCAGUCUUCGGCUACAUCUUCAGAUGUCGCCAAACCACCGCCGUCUCCACGCCUACCUUCGGUUAGCCAGCAACAACCUCGCCCUGCCCCAUUGUCGAUCAGGGACUUUGAGAUCAUCAAGCCCAUCAGCAAAGGUGCCUUUGGCAGUGUGUAUUUGGUCAAAAAGAAAGCCACUGGUGAGUAUUACGCCAUGAAGGUUCUCAAAAAGGCCGAUAUGAUUGCCAAGAAUCAGGUUACCAACGUCAAGGCCGAGCGUGCUAUCAUGAUGUGGCAAGGAGAGAGUGACUUUGUUGCCAAGCUCUAUUGGACAUUCUCUAGUAAAGAGUAUCUUUAUCUGGUCAUGGAAUACCUCAACGGAGGAGAUUGUUCAUCGCUUGUCAAGGUUCUUGGUGGCCUCCCGGAAGAUUGGGCCAAGAAGUACAUCGCAGAGGUUGUUCUUGGUGUUGAACAUUUACACAACCGAGGAAUCGUCCACCGUGAUUUGAAGCCCGACAACCUCCUCAUUGAUCAAACUGGUCACCUGAAGUUGACAGACUUUGGUUUAUCUCGCAUGGGAUUGGUCGGCCGUCAGAAACGUGUGCUGAAAAACCCCGAUGAAUCUGCUCCCGAUCUUCUGAAGCAAGGUUCAUUCCCUCGCGCGAUCUCAAUCGCAUCCUCCCGGUCUGCUUCAUUCGAUUUCCAGGCCAGUUCUUCUCCUGGGUCGACCCCGCUUAUUACACCGGAUGUGUCUGCCAACGCCGUCCAGCCAUCAUACUUUAGUCUCAACCAGAGUGGGUUAAGCCGACAAAGCUCUCGUCGGGCUUCAGGAUACCGCAGUGAUAGCAUGGGAAGUGAUGGCCUCAACGGGAUGUUUAGAACAUUCUCGCUCAAUGACAGUUCCCAUGACCCUCCUAUAUCAUCGCCCAGCAUAUUUUCGACCAGCAUGGUCGAGGAAGAAAGUCAGAGUGAGGCCGGUGAAUCUCCGCGUCUUCAGCCGUUGCAGCCCACAUUUAGCAACCCUCAUGCCCAAAACACACCUCCUCAGCAGGGCAUGAUGCCUCCCGUGAUGGCUCUGUUCGAUCCCGAAGAUCAUGACCGCCGGUUCGUGGGUACACCCGAUUACUUGGCCCCAGAGACCAUCAACGGUAUCGGCCAAGAUGAGAUCAGUGACUGGUGGUCUUUAGGAUGUAUCAUGUUUGAGUUUAUCUUUGGGUACCCGCCAUUCAAUGCAGAUACACCGGAUGAAGUGUUCGAAAACAUUCUUCAUCGUCGCAUCAAUUGGCCCGAUGACCCCGAGGAGUUCACCUCCGCAGAAUCUUUGGAUCUCAUGAACAAACUCAUGACUCUAGACCCCCGUGAAAGGAUUGGAGCCAAUGUUGAAGAUAAAUAUCCCAACGGCGGUGCAGAGAUUUGCAGUCAUCCGUGGCUGUCCGACAUCAAUUGGGAUACUCUACUUGAGGACAAAGCCCAAUUUGUCCCCAAUCUUGAGAAUCCGGAGGACACAGAGUACUUUGACUCUCGUGGUGCCACUUUACAAUCCUUUGCCGAGGAAUUGGAAGAAGAAAACUCGCCCCAACCCUCUGCUGCGGCUGGUCCUGAUCGUCCUCAUGAUGCGCUUUUCAAGGUCCGAUCUCAGGUAAACUCGUCGAAACGGCCAUUGAUGCCGCUUCACAUCCCUCCCCAUGUCCGCGACGCUCGAGAUUCGCGAAGUCGCAGGCUCAGUGAGCCAGCCUUGGCCGACGAUUUUGGAAGUUUCAAUUUCAAAAACUUGCCAAUGUUGGAGAAGGCAAACAAAGAUGUCAUCCAAAAGAUGCGACAAGAGGCAAUGCAAGCACAGCAUCGACAGCCAAAUCCCUCGUCAGCCGUCCAAACCCCCGUCAGUUCCUCACAGCCAUCCUUGGAGGGAAGUCCACUUCCGAUGUCACUUCAGCGGACCUUGUCACAAAACAAGGGAAACAAUCGGCCUUCUUCCCCAUCGGGCCUCAGUCAAACGAAUUCAUCUCCCAGUAGGCCAUCUCAGCCAUCUUCACCCCUUCUGGUCCAGUUCAGUACCGGAAGCAAUCAAGAGCGGCGGAAGACUUCUGGCUCCUCGUCAGCAUCUCACCAAUCAAGUGGCACCUUCCAGCCUUCCUCUGCUGACCAAGGUCGUAUGCCUAACUUGAGACUUGGCUCAGUCGCAUCGUCUCCUGUCAAACCCAACCGAAUCCCGGCUCACAGCCCCGAGAAAGUGACCCACAAUCAAAGACAUGGAAGCGUACCAGCGAGUCGCGCUCGUUCUCACACGAUUGGCUCGCAGGAUGGGGACAAUUCGUCAUUCUCCAAGGAGCCGUUUGUACCACACCACCACAAACGAAGGAGUCAACUCUUUGAUAUCUCACCUUCAUCAUCCGACAAUGAGGAUCCGCGCACCAAAGCGCUCUUAAAGGUCCAGCGCCGCAGACAGAGCUCCAGGCGGCUAUCGCAAAUCAAUAUCAUGGAAGGGCCUUACUUCCGUCCACUGGACGUUCUCAUUUGCGAGGACCACCCUGUUUCGCGACUAGUCAUGGAACGCCUGUUUGAGAAACUCAGAUGUCGUACCAUUACAGUUACAAACGGUGCGGAAGCCGUCCGGUUCGCUUUGAGUGAGGUGAAGUUUGAUAUCAUCAUGACUGAAUAUCGCUUGCCUCAAGUCAAUGGUGUUGACUUUGCUCGAAUGGUGCGAGAGACACGCAGUGCUAACCGGCACACUCCCAUCAUCGCUGUGACGGGCUACUUGAAAGAUCUACCAGAGAAUCACAACUUUGAUUCCCUGAUCCAAAAGCCUCCGACUUUGCCCAAAUUGACUGAAGCGCUAUCCAAAUUUUGCAUGUGGAAGGCUCCUCCGUCGGACUACAACCCUUCGCCUGUGCCCGUCCCGGUCUUUACUCCUCAGUCCAAUGGCCCGACUACUGAGGAGAGCCCCAGCUCUGCUUCUUCCGGAUUUGUACUGAACCCACCAAGCUCGUAUCGCGGUUCCAGUCGGGAUGAUUCGCUGAGUAGUAGCGUGUUUGGUGAAAUGGAGGCAUUCAAACCCGAGGAGGUUCCCGUGAUUAUCAACCGUGGCUCAGAUGAGUGGGACCAAAACCAGGGUGGGCUGGGGAUUUCAGAGGAACCCGCUGCCUACCCCAGUAGCCCCGAUGCUCAUGCCCCUCCUGUCCCUCACCUUCUGCAUACUUCCUCGGCACCCGCAGCCAUGGACCCAACUGGCGGACUCACACCCCGCAAGCAACGGUCCAGUGAAGGGAUCCGUGCUAAAAGAGAAUCUCUCGAGAAGAAGCGCUAUGAGGGUGCCGAAUCUGGCGACGAUGAGGACGAAGAGCUAGGGAACUCCCAAGCGCGUCGUAGCCCCCCAUCUCGAAGCCGCCGCCCCGGCUCCAAAUUGGGCAUCGAGAUGAUGCGAACCAAUAGCCGAGGCAGUGUCGUCAGUGGGAGUGAGGAACUCUUGAAGAAGGAGAGAGAGGCCCUGAGAAACCUUGGCGCACCGUCGGUUGACAAUGAAGACAGCGAGGGGUCUUUGGGCUCACCCGCGAGCACAAGCAUUGAGGAUCGGUUUGAGGCUCUGAGCAUCCCCGAAGAAUCGGAGGGUGACGAAUCACUCGGCCCUCGAGAUUCUCCUCCCAGGUCCAGUGGUCCUUUUGACCCCCACCGGCCCUCUCUCGCGCACCAGGAUACCUCGAUUUACUCGGGAGCUCCCGACCAUCGCCCGGCUCAGACUGGUUCCACGACUUCAAGUCGCGGGCAAACCACUCCUCCUUGGGACUUGGGCCAGCGCACCACCCUUCGUCUCCCUGCCCCUAUCACCCCAGAAGUCAAAAUCUCGGGCACUUCGUUGGCCCCUGACCCUGAUUCUGGCGAUUCUGGCGUCGACGCCGACUGCAGUCCUACCCCCGACUCCGAGGCCACGCCGCGACCUCUUCAUCCCUCCCCCGAUCCGGAGGAGACCCCACGUCCGUCAGAACGUCAUCGAUCGGACCUGAGCCUUGCGUGCCAACGGUAA
Molecule: messenger RNA, 6135 nt
Organism: Penicillium salamii
Lineage: Eukaryota; Fungi; Ascomycota; Eurotiomycetes; Eurotiales; Aspergillaceae
Source: the annotation of a GenBank genome assembly